AUGGAAGUAUCGGUCGACGCCAAUUCAAAUCUCUCACCCCUUCCUCCUCCUCCGACACCGCAGCAGCAAUCUCAAUCGCCACACCACAUAUCUACUUCUAUUCCUGCUCCUUCCUCCGCCUCGCCCCUAAGUAUUCGCAAACGAUCCGUCCAAGACAUGGAUGAUUCUCGAUCGAGUAAUCCAGACGAGAAAAUGACGCCUUCGAACCCCCACGAUACCGAGAAUCAGGAGAACACGGCCCCUUUGACCACUGCGGGGGAUGUGGAGUCUGCAAAUGCAAUGACGGCGACGGCGGCGACCUCGACAUCGACAUCAACAGUAUCAGUAUUAGUAACAAACACCGAGGAGGCUAAGCAGUCGGACGCGACGGGCGACUUGUCUGGGACGCCAGCGGCUAAGAAGCGGAAGUUGUCGCCGGGGAGUAAAGAGACCAAACAGCAGGAGAAAGAGACCAAGCAACAGGAAAAGGAAGCGAAGGAGCGCCAAAAGCAAGAAGAGAAGGCGAAACGAGAGGAAGAGAAGCGAGUGAAGGAAGAGGAGAAGAAGAAGCGAGAUGCGGAGCGCGAGGAGGAGCGGAAACGAAAGGAAGAGAAGCGGAAGACCAAGGAGGAAGAGAAGGCCGUGAAGGAGGAAGAGAAGCGGAAGAAAGAAGCGGCUAAGGAGGAGGAGAAACGGAAGAAGGAAGAGGAGAAGUUGAAAAAGGAAAGGGCGCAACCAAAGCUUAAUGCUUUCUUUGCGAAACCGAGUCAUACGCACAAUGCUACGUCCAUUCCCGCAGGGUCACCUAAGAAGUCCGCCGGGAAUAGCCAUUCACUCGAUUCCGCCCAGGCCGCCGAAACGGUGGUCAAUGACUACAAACGAGUAUUCCCCGACUUCUUCCUGCAAUCCCAUACGACGGUUGCGCCUCCGCAUAGGUUCGAACGGGACCCCCAGGCGCUCGGAUUGAUGAGAAAUAAGGUUGACGGCUUCUUGAAACUCCCUGCCGAGGGCUCGAAAGAUCCUCUGGCGUUCCGCCCAUCGGAGCUCUUUCAGAUGAUGCCGUACAGGCGACGGUUUGGACGACUGCCCGCGUCGGUACGGGAUAUUCACUCGCAAAUGCAGAAUCGAAACGAAGAGUCUGGUACCUCGGAAUCAGUCGAGAAACCGCGAAGUUUCCUGCGACAAGUCAGGAUGAAGUCGUUGAAAUUUGGCGAAGACGUUCGACCGCCGUACCAGGGAACCUACACCAAGUCUGUGCCCGGGUCCGCCGCACGAAAGUUGAUGAGGAACCCGUACCAUCGGGGUCUGCCCGAGACCAACUAUGACUACGAUUCCGAAGCGGAGUGGGAGGAGCCGGAGGAGGGAGAGGAAUUGGACUCGGAGGAGGAAGAGGAGGGAAGUGAGGACGGAGACGACGACAUGGAGGGAUUCCUCGAUGAUGACGACGAUCACCCCGUAGAUGGCAAGAGACGGCUCAUCGUGGGAGAUCUAGAACCGGUCUGCACGGGAAUCCAGUGGCAGGAACAUGGCGUGGACCCCUCGCUGCAAGUGUACAAGAUGGAGACGAUAUCGGACACUGUGGCUUUCCCGAUUGACCCGUUCUCCACAGCCUACUGGCACAAACCCAAGGCCGCCGAUCCCGCGCCAACAGGUGCAGCGGGACAGUCGACGCUACACACUCUCAAGUGGCAUGUACCCACCAGUGCGCCCACGCAGGAGGGAGCAGCAUUGGCCACCACGACACCGGUCAAGGCCAAGAAGGGACUUCCGGCGGAACAACUGGAGGAGUUCAAGCAGGUGGUCAAUGGCAGCGAUCUCUCGAAGCUGGGGUUGGUAGAAAUUCUGAAAAAACGCUUCCCGAAAGUUUCCAAAGACGCGCUGAAGGACACGUUGACCAGCGUGGCUACUCGGGUGGGACAGAAGGAGGCUGACAAGAAAUGGGUCUGCAAAUAG
This is a messenger RNA of Aspergillus affinis, 1932 nucleotides long. Its product is annotated as putative chromatin assembly factor 1 subunit A. Bases 1 to 1932 code for a protein of 643 amino acids. Gene Ontology annotation, cellular component: nucleus; CAF-1 complex. The transcript is spliced from 3 exons. NCBI's taxonomy places the organism in Eukaryota, Fungi, Ascomycota, Eurotiomycetes, Eurotiales, Aspergillaceae. Gene Ontology annotation, biological process: nucleosome assembly. The record is from RefSeq and is a predicted model, not a curated record.